AUGUUAGGCAACCCCGGACAGGAACCAAAACUGUCCCUCCUUUCCCAGCCAAUCGAAUCCGAUUUGGCCAACGGGAGGUCGCUCCGAACUCCUUCACCCAGCUUUUGCCAAGGCAUCUCUUCUUCGUCCUCUUACAGUAAUACUACUUCUGCAUACCCUCAUUCCUGGCAAUCAUCCUCCACACUAUCCAGAUUCAGAUCCUGGUAUUUAAUUCAGGAGCUCAACAUGGGCCCGACAUGCCAAAAUUCUCCAUCGAUGGCUGGUCUAUUUUGCCACUCUUCUCCACUGCCAGAGUACAGACCAUGCGCAAGAACACGAAGACCAGCAUCUACAUUCUUCCGCAUGGACUACCUUCAGUCGAGUCCAUGGCCCUCCAGCUCCUUCUUAGUCCACUCCCACAAUCUCCUCGCCAUCACCUCAUUAUUCGCCAAUCCUUCCUCCGCUCUCUUCCCAGUAGGCUCAUAA
Messenger RNA from Pseudocercospora fijiensis CIRAD86, 465 nucleotides. RefSeq lists its product as uncharacterized. The transcript is spliced from 2 exons. Bases 1 to 465 code for a protein of 154 amino acids. NCBI's taxonomy places the organism in Eukaryota, Fungi, Ascomycota, Dothideomycetes, Mycosphaerellales, Mycosphaerellaceae. The record is from RefSeq and is a predicted model, not a curated record.